Juglans regia (Persian walnut) is the source of this 1246-nucleotide messenger RNA. Its product is annotated as bidirectional sugar transporter N3-like. The record is from RefSeq and is a predicted model, not a curated record. Bases 171 to 1055 code for a protein of 294 amino acids. Gene Ontology annotation, cellular component: membrane. Gene Ontology annotation, biological process: carbohydrate transport. NCBI's taxonomy places the organism in Eukaryota, Viridiplantae, Streptophyta, Magnoliopsida, Fagales, Juglandaceae. The transcript has 6 exons. Gene Ontology annotation, molecular function: sugar transmembrane transporter activity.
CUUGUUAUUACCCAUCCUCACCACACCUUUCACUGUCUGCAUGAGAUUGAGGGGUUGUUUCUGAGAGAGAGAGAGAGAAAGAGAGAGAGAGAGAGAGAGCUAGGGUUCUUAAAGCCCUGCCUUUGUUUUGAGUGAGGGGGAACAUUCUUUUUGUUUAUUUGACAGAUACCAUGACAAUAAUAAACAGUCAACACCCAUUGGCAUUUACCUUUGGCAUCGUAGGUAACAUUAUCUCAGUCAUGGUAUACUUGGCUCCAGCGCCAACAUUUUAUCGAAUUUUGAGAAAAAAAUCAACCGAAGGUUUCCAAUCGCUUCCUUAUGUGGUGGCAUUGUUCAGUGCCAUGCUUUGGUUGUACUACGCAUUACUCAAAGAAGAUGCUGUACUUCUCAUCACCAUCAACCUAUUUGGAUGUGUCAUAGAGAUUAUCUACAUCAGCAUGUUCAUUACUUACGCGCCAAAGGCUCCCAGGAAGUUGAUUCUCAAAAUGUUUGCUUCUAUGAACCUGGGAUUGUUCUCCUUGAUCGUUCUUACUUCACACUUUCUAGUGAAAAACUCAUACCGUGUCCAAGUUCUGGGAUGGAUAUGUGUUGUAGUUUCCGUGGCUGUAUUUGCAGCACCCUUGAGCAUUGUGGCACAGGUAAUUCGAACUAGGAGUGUUGAGUUUAUGCCGUUUAGUUUGUCACUUUUCCUCACAUUGAGUGCCAUGAUGUGGUUUGCUUAUGGUCUGUUUCUGAAGGACAUCUGCGUUGCGCUCCCAAACAUCCUGGGUUUCGUGUUGGGGCUGCUACAGAUGCUGCUGUACACAAUAUACAGGAACACCAAGAAGGUUAUAGAUCAGGAGAAAGAAGUACCGGAGCAGACUAAAGAUAUUGUACUGAUAUUUAGCACGCUAGGGAGUUCUGAAGUUUAUCCGGUGGAUGCUCAGCCAGAUGCCAGUGGCGGUGGGGAUGAUGCGAACAAAGAUGCAAAGAAGCCUGAACAAACAGAGGACCAUCAGAAAAGCAAGGAAACCGGCCCCGGCCAUGACCUCAAAGCAAUUGAAAACGCAGUGUAAUUCGCAUCUAGUCAUGUCAUGGAACUUGUUUAGAGCACAGCACUGCUCUUCUCAAAAGUGCCUUUCUAUGUCUGCCUCACGCUGCAGUUUUUGUUUUCCUCUCUCUCUCUCUCUCUCUAGUGUACGGCACGUGAUUUCUAUCUUAUGUAUGAAUCAAACGAAUAAUGUUCAUCGUUGUUGAUCUUAUUCCA